This is a messenger RNA of Peronospora matthiolae, 1371 nucleotides long. The record is from the annotation of a GenBank genome assembly. Lineage: Eukaryota; Oomycota; Peronosporomycetes; Peronosporales; Peronosporaceae.
AUGUCGGACGCCCGAGUGCCAGCUGCAAAGAGCGACAAGAAGCGCAGCUUUACCGUAGCAGAGAAGCUCAAGGUCGUGGCCGUAUGUAAGUCGCAGUCUCUGCGAUCUGCUGCGCGUCAAUUCAACGUCGACCGCAACUGCGUGCGCGCGUGGCGCGACAAAGAAGCAGAACUUCUGGCGCUGCACCCGACGGCCAAACGACGACCAGGUGCUGGACGACGACGACAACGGCGGUCGUCGGUCACUUCGUCGUCGUUGUCGAUUGUUGCACCAACAGAUGGUCAGCGCAAUGUGGACACGAUGAUAUCAGCCAAUGAGAAUCGAGCAGCCGUGCGCUCGGAGCAACAUUCGCCCAUUCAGUCAACAUUAGCAACAAUAACAACAGAUGGUGAUAAGUACGUGCUUGUAGGGUUCCAGGGCAAAGAAGGGGCGUUCUCGGAAGUAGCAGCAAAGACGGCGUUCGAAGAGCUCCGAUCGACCAAUCCAGACGCGUUGUUGCACGACGAGUUCAUGACAGUCGGAUUCCCCCACACAUCCGACGUCAUGGACGCCGUUGAGCGCAACGUCAUGACCUUUGGCGUCCUACCAGUGGAAAACUCGCUCUCGGGUACUUUUCACGGCAUUCUCGACCGCCUCGUUGCGUCUCAUUUGAAAAUUGUCGGAGAAGUCACGUACGUGCAAGAACUCUGUCUUUGUGCCUUACCCGGCGUCCAGCUGCACGAGAUUGAGACGCUGUCGUCGCAUCCAGCUGUUUUGGACCAUUGUGAGCGCUUUAUCUGUGCAAUGGAACGCUUAAGUGGCAGGAUCGUUGCUCGAAAUGCAGCCUGGGACAGUGCGGGAGCUUGUCAAGAUGUGAAGCAGCAAGAGAAGCGCCACGUUGCUGCUAUCGCGAGUGAACAAGCAGCUCUUGCUCAUGGACUGAUGGUGCUGGAGCGAAGUGUAGGCGACGAGCUCGAUAAUGAGACGAGAUAUAUGAUUUUGGGACGUUUGGAUGCGGCUCCAUUGCCACUGGGAACGACAACGACAACCACAACCAAGUCGAGUAUCGUGGUGGCGGUACCGAAUGAACCCCAGGCGCUGUUCAAGAUUGUGUCGGCUUUUGCUCUCCGGAAUGUGAUGAUUGUCAAGAUUGAGAGUCGUCCAGCAGCGACUGCAGGGCACCUCUUUUCAGCCCAGACGACGCACUGGGACUACAUUUUCUAUAUCGACUACAUGACAAGCCAAGAUAUGACGCAGGAAGCGAGAUUGCGAGCGAGUCUGGAAGAGUUUGCACUGUGGGUCAAAGAUUUGGGCACAUAUGCGAGCAGCAGCGGCAAAGCAUGCGUUGAACCUCCGCGUUGGACAGGCGUGUUGAACGCAAUUGCGUGCUGA